Messenger RNA from Plodia interpunctella (Indianmeal moth), 2655 nucleotides. RefSeq names its product cytochrome P450 18a1 (gene Cyp18a1). The transcript is spliced from 6 exons. Bases 158 to 1780 code for a protein of 540 amino acids. Lineage: Eukaryota; Metazoa; Arthropoda; Insecta; Lepidoptera; Pyralidae. Gene Ontology annotation, biological process: xenobiotic metabolic process. The record is from RefSeq and is a predicted model, not a curated record. Gene Ontology annotation, molecular function: oxidoreductase activity, acting on paired donors, with incorporation or reduction of molecular oxygen, reduced flavin or flavoprotein as one donor, and incorporation of one atom of oxygen; iron ion binding; heme binding. Gene Ontology annotation, cellular component: cytoplasm; intracellular membrane-bounded organelle.
ACGAUAGCGGCUCGCCAGUGCGCAGACGUCGGUCGCACGCGACACAAUCACAACGUUCUCUGCAUCGCACUGUUGCGAUCUACCGUUCGCGCACUAAUGUUACAUACAAACAACUGAAUACAUAUUUUGAUUUCCGUUUUUAUUAAAAGAAAAGACAAUGAUAAUAAUGCUGUCAAAUUCUAAAAUUUUGUGGGGACUAUGUCAAGUGGUGAGCUACUGUGUAUCGCGAACGUCUGUGCCCCUGCUUCUAGCAGCCGGCGCGGUGUUCCUGGCGGCGCGGCUGAUGGUGGCGCUGCGGGAUAUGCGCAAGCUGCCGCCCGGACCCUGGGGGCCGCCCGUCGUCGGCUACCUGCCAUUCCUGGGAGUGCGCCACAAGACCUUCCUGGAGCUGGCUCGCAGCUACGGCACCCUGUUCUCCGCUCGACUCGGCAAUCAACUCACGGUGGUGCUCAGUGACUAUAAACUGAUCAGGGAGGCUUUUCGACGUGAGGAAUUUACCGGUCGCCCCAGUACUCCACUAAUGCAUACUCUGGAUGGUCUCGGCAUCAUCAAUAGCGACGGCCGUCUCUGGAAAAGUCAACGCCGCUUUUUACAUGAAAAACUCCGUGAAUUCGGAAUGACUUACAUGGGGAAUGGCAAGAAAAUUAUGGAAGGAAGAAUUAAGAAUGAAGUAUAUGAACUGAUGGAAAACCUACACCGAUCUGAAGGUUCACCCAUCGAUGCCAACCCCCUGCUGGCUCUGGUGGUUUCCAACGUAAUCUGCGGCAUCACUAUGUCUGUACGCUUCAGCCACGGCGACGCGCGAUUUGAAAGACUUAAUUUCCUCAUUGAAGAAGGCAUGAGGCUGUUCGGAGAAGUGCAUUAUGGAGAAUACAUCCCUCUCUACAACUAUCUUCCCGGCAAAGCUUUGGCAAAAGAAAAGGUGGCGAAGAAUCGAGAAGAAAUGUUUGAAUUUUACCAAACUUUGAUUGAUGAACAUCGGGACACUUUAGAUGUGAACAAUGCCAGAGAUCUUAUUGAUGUUUAUUUAAUAGAAAUUGAAAAGGCCAAAACUGAGGGCAGGGCUGGAGAGCUAUUUGAGGGAAGAGACCAUGAAUUGCAACUGAAACAAAUACUGGGCGAUCUAUUUUCGGCUGGCAUGGAAACAAUCAAAUCCUCUCUUCUGUGGAUGAUCGUCUUCAUGAUCAGAAACCCUGACGUCAAAAAGCGGGUGCAAGAUGAGCUUGAUGCUGUGGUGGGCCACGGACGUCUGCCUACCAUCGAAGACAUGUCUCAGCUGCCCUACACUGAGACCACGAUCCUGGAAACUCUGCGAAUGUCCAGUAUUGUUCCUUUGGCUACAACUCACUCGCCUACGAAGGACGUUCAUCUAAAUGGCUAUAGAAUUCCAGCGGGUUCCCAGGUAGUACCUCUAAUCAACUGCGUACAUAUGGACCCAAAUCUAUGGGACGAACCAAAAACUUUCAAUCCGAGCCGAUUCAUUGACGAAAAUGGAAAAAUUAAGCGACCAGAGUUCUUCAUGCCUUUCGGCGUCGGACGACGGAUGUGUUUGGGCGACGUCCUCGCGAGGAUGGAAAUGUUCAUGUUCUUUGCCUGCAUGAUGCAUCAGUUCGACAUUCAGAUGGAAGACGGGGCUUGCCUUCCGUCUCUGGAAGGCAUCGUGGGUGCUACGAUCGCUCCGAAAGCGUUCCGCGUGAAGUUCAUCCCUCGUGGCGUCGCGAUGCCUCCCCCGGCCCCGGUACCCGACCACCCCCACUUGCGUCACGUCGGAGCACACUAACCUGCGCCCGCGCAACGCACUUCCGCCUCACACCCACCAGUAUUUUAUGAUCACUCGUUUUAGAGCGCAUCGAUAACCAUUAUUUAAGUAUAUACUAGCAAAAGUAAGUAAGGACAUCGCCUGAGCGAUGGUCGAGGCUGUGCAUAAAGUGUUCAAUUAGCUGACUGAGCAGAACGGUCAACUAACUUUAGAUGUAAUGAUUUUUCCCAUCGUUUUCAUUUAGAGACGUUGUUUGUGUGACUUUGAAGUAUUAAUUACAUUUUGUUAGAAUUUAGUUCUUUAGAGAUAACGAGAAAUCACACAUAUUUUACCUAUGUUACAUGUUACGUUGUAAGCUCUAGUACCUAUACCAAAAUAAAUGUAUAUUCUAGGUCAUUAUUUAUUAGUAGAUAUCAUUUUGAAGAGUGCAUGUUGUGUGUGAUCUCAUGUCCGUUGUGCUGUUGAACAUAAUGGUUCACAAUUGUCCAUCUCUAAAUCAUUGUUUAUGAUUGUGUGUAAGACAUACUCGAACAUAAAGCAAGGCUCGUGGUAAUUCCUUGAAUAUUGCUUUAUAUUCGAAACUGAGACGCGACCGGAGCUAGUCUUAGAUUGAUUCCAUAGUGAUUAGAUUUCUAUACCUAGUAUAUUCUUUGAUAUGAUCAGCACUGCAAUCCUAAUUCUUAGCAACCAAGUUGCUUUCAGAAUCAUUUGCUGUAUUUAGAAGACAGACUAAAAUUCGUUCUUGAACAAAUAUAUAUAUUAUUGUUACUUCUUUGUAACUCCGAUGUACUCCAACACUAUGUCCUGUUCGUUAAGCUUUGUACAUACCUACUGCUGCUGUUUUCUACGAGUGCUGUGUAAUAUCAAAAAUAAAAUUAAAAAGAUGUUUUAAAUUA